AUGAAUAUCUUAAGAAAAGUAGUCAAAAGAGACAUUAUUUUUUCGAGCUAAAGAAAGUUCUCAUCUCAAAACUAACCACCUGAGUUCUUAUAAGCAUACAAUUAGCUCUUCAUCAAAUCUAACAUUAUCAAUGAACUCCUUCCAAAAAAGAUUGAAACUAUUGAUCAUCUCAAAGAAACUUUUCCAACUUUACUAUCAUCAAAUAGAGCUAAGGAAGCUGACUUGGCAUCAGUAAACAAAGGCAUCCUAGAGCCUGCUCAUGACCUAAUUGACAGAGGGGGUAAAAGAUGGAGACCAGCACUUGGACUCAUAUUGGCUGAAGCAUUCGGUAGAGAUAUAAAAAAUCUAGAAGCAAACAAAGAUGUAUAUUAUUUGAGUGGGCUGGUAGAGUUAGUACACAAUGGAUCCUUGAUGAUAGAUGAUCUUCAAGAUAACAGUAAAUUUAGAAGAGGUGAACCCUGCACCUAUAUUAAAUAUGGUGCUGAUAUCGCUUCAAAUACUAGCACCUUCCUAUAUUUUGCCCCCUUACUUAAAAUUGAUAAGUACAUAACUGAUAAAAAAGCAAGAGCUAAGAUAUUGACAAUCUUCAACUAGGAAAUGGUAAAUUUAAUGCUCGGCCAGAACUGGGAUAUUAACUGGCAUAAUGGCAAGGUUGAACCAAAUGCAAAUUUCUAUCAUCAGAUGGUUGUCAACAAGACAUCAACAUUGCCAAGAAUGAACGCAAGAUCCUUAGGUGCUGCCCUUCGCUUAAAAAAUUCCUAAGUAGUAAAGCUAUCCAGUUUCUUGAAUAGCUUAGGGGCUGCAUUCUAAAUUCAGGAUGACAUUAUUGCAUUGAAAAGCUAGGAAUAUGCUCAAGAGAGAGAUAAAUAUGAGGAUAUCAGAGAGGGAAAGAGAUCUUUGGUUGUGAUUAAUGCUCUUAAAAGCGGGAAGGAUAAGAAGCUUAUCAAAGAAAUUUUAAACUCUCAUACAGAAGAUGUAGCUAAACUUGAACAAGCAUAUAAAGCUAUUCAUCAAAACUAAUCUGCAUUUGAUAAAGCAGAUAAAGAGGCAAAGCAACUCGUCGAAAAAUCAUGGACGGCUAUUAAUCCAGUCUUGCCAGAGGGAGACGCUAAAAAGAAAAUUGAAGAACUCAGUCAAUUUAUCAUAAAAAGAAAUCUCUGA
Molecule: messenger RNA, 1161 nt
Organism: Stylonychia lemnae
Lineage: Eukaryota; Ciliophora; Spirotrichea; Sporadotrichida; Oxytrichidae
Source: the annotation of a GenBank genome assembly